CGGCUUUCCAUUGUUCUUCUGGGCCACCAUACUCUGCGUAAUUCACUCCAUAUACUCCUCAUACUUCGUUGUACCAAUGUCUCUCGGUGAAUCGGAUGCGAAGUUCCCGCAGGAAAUCCCUUCACCUGGUCCGCCUGCGAUCCCCCCUUCACCGACACGAGAGAAUCCAGGGCAGGUUUACCCCAAAUCCGACCCAUCACCAGGCCCAGCACGGCACACGCCUCAACACCUGGACGCAACCCACCAAGCCGGUAAUCCAUAUGUCAUGAAGGGCGCUUUGGACAAGCUGCACCACUCGCUCACCGACGUCAUCAACCUCAUCGAGGGCGAAGAGUCGGCCGAGGGUGGCACGAUAGGGGAGGACGCGCUCCUCAACAAGUUCAAGUCAUGGAGAUCAGAGUUGGAAGCCAUCGCCUCGGGCAGUGUGCAGCUUUCGGCGGCGCCGACAGAUACCGUACGCUCGGAGGGGCCUUUGUUCACGGAUUAGAUGCGCUGAAGCUGAGUUGAAGAUGAAGGAACAGCGCAGUCGUGCCCAUCUGUACAGUACUUGUGACAAGCUCGCAUUGAAUGUUGCAUAACUGUAUCUUGUGCGACAGCAUCGAAAGCAAAGCGAAUAAAGUAGGACGAAAUAAGUCCCUUGAGGUGACAUAGGCGAAAGUGCAGGUUCAUCAUGCACUAGCGGUCACAGACCGAGAACGCAGCCGCGGAUCCUGCGUCGUGCUCGAGCCUCCUAUCGGUGAGGGUAUCGACAGCCCAUCGCUCGUCCCGUCCUUCAUCACGACGUCCGGGGGUGCGGCGUCGGGCAUCGCUGAUCGUUCGCUGCCGUCCACGUCCAUAGCGGAUUUUGGCUCCUCGUCAACGUCCAUUCGCCCGCCCUUCCCAUCGUCGGGGAUGCCGUCGC
This is a messenger RNA of Schizophyllum commune H4-8, 901 nucleotides long. RefSeq lists its product as uncharacterized. The transcript has 3 exons. The coding region runs from base 77 to 487 and encodes 136 amino acids. NCBI's taxonomy places the organism in Eukaryota, Fungi, Basidiomycota, Agaricomycetes, Agaricales, Schizophyllaceae. The record is from RefSeq and is a predicted model, not a curated record.